AUGAAAAAAUCUCAGAAUAAAACUUGGGGUGUUAUCAACCAUAAGACUAAUUCUGACUACUGGCUCAAUACCACUCUGGGUAGAGACUUGCUCAACAAAACAUCCGAUUCCAAAUCAAGCGAGAAAGGAAUGAGAGUCGACCCAAAGGAAGCAGUCAAGACCUUUAAGAAUAAGAUAAACUUCUGCCUUCAGAAACGAACAUUUGACGCAAGACAUAUGGACAAGAUCUUGAGGACGAAAUAUUGUGUGACAAACACAGAUAUUCCUUAUGGAAGUAUCAGUACUAAAUAACCCCCAUAAAUUAUACCCAAGAGAUGAUAUUAAGAAGUUCAAGUUCAAAGAUGUGGGCAAAAUUCACCUUGAUGAAGCUGAUAGACCAUCUGCUUCUUUCCUGACCCCUACAAGGAACAGGAACAAGAUUGCUAGGUAUGUGGAUGAAGCUGAUUCACCUUCGAUACUUAUGCCUGAUAACCCAGUGACACUUAAUUUGAACUUCGAGAAACAAGGGAUCAUCACUAAGUUACGGAAAUGAAAAAACCAAUCAGUUGAAGGCUCUCACAGUUGAGUUAAGUCUCCAUUCAUGAGAGCCCAAGAGCUUAACAAGGAGAAGGUAGAAAAAGAACGGAUUCAAAGUCUCAGAGAAAAGCUCAGAAUGUGUCUUAAAUAAAGAGAGGAUCCUUCGUAAUCACCACAGGCAUGGUGUUUUAGGAAUUCAAGGCAUAAAAUCUGCCAUCCCCAAAGACCACUUUUACAGUGGUGAGACUGAAAUGAUGAAGAUGCAGAUGGAAAAACAAAAGAUCAGAGAUAAGAGACAGCAUCUUCUUAACAAAAGGAUCACUAACUAUAGAUCAGCCAAUAAUUCAACCGAGCGCCCAAGAAAAGUUCCGUUAAAACAAGAAAACACUUUCAAGUUAUUCAUACCUCUAGUACAGAAUACUGAGUAUAAAGGUAACGCAAGGAACAGACAUGACAAGACGUUUUGUAAAGACUCCCUUCACAGAAUACUAUAAGCUCCAUUGUGAUUUGAAAUAAAGACAUUACUCAAUUCAA
Moneuplotes crassus is the source of this 1050-nucleotide messenger RNA. The record is from the annotation of a GenBank genome assembly. NCBI's taxonomy places the organism in Eukaryota, Ciliophora, Spirotrichea, Euplotida, Euplotidae.